AUGCAGUCGUUUUUACUGCUACUUUUUGGUCUGGCAUCGCUGCAGUAUGCGCUGGCUGAAUUCAAUUUCUAUGCCAAAUACGAUGAAGCUACGGCCACGGAAACUCUUGGUCUAUCCACCCGGUGCUUAUCUGCCUUGAACCAAACUGUCGGCUGUGAUGCUGUCAAUGCGGCUCGGGCAGCAAAUGGUGCUGAUGGUGAAUUCUGGUUUAGGGAUAAUGUAACUUCGCUAUGUACCGUGGAGUGCUCAAAGGCUCUUACGUCUUGGCUCUCAGACGUCGACAUUCAAUGUUCCAGUGAUCAGCUUGUCACCAAUGGCCGUUUCAUUGAUCCUUAUACGAUCCCUCUGAAGUACGUCGCUGGUUAUGAUAUGGCUUGCCUGCAAGAUAGAAGAUGGGGUGCCGACCUGUGUUAUGGCGACGAUCCUCCACCCAAGUGCGAAAAACAAAUCUUGACGAUAGAAGACGAGACCCCCGAUUUUGAAGAGAUGUCUGUGACCGAUAUGUACAGCGAGGAUUUGUUUUGCAGUGAAUGCUUUAUGCUGAUAUGGAGACAACGACUGCUUUCUCCAUUCCUCUCUCCUGGGAAAUUUGCGGAGUAUCUGUUUGACCAGUUCACUAAAAUGAAAGAUACCUGCUCUCCAGACUCAUCAGUUACGACUCCUGAACCUUCUGGAGAGAAUGAAACCCCCACAUCCGUUGGAAAACGAGCAGAAAAUCCUUAUGAAAACGCUGGUAGGAUUUCAUGCAAUUCGAACAACCGAUGUGGACCUUGUAGUCUUGAUGACUCAAUUCCAGAAGAUGUCCCGAUUGAUCCUACACCUUCUAAUCCAGUCCCAGACGACUCCAUUCCCGAAAAAGGAGGUCCUGCAGAGUCUAAACCUGCCAGUCCAACUCCAGACAACCCUACUCCCAGCACCACUCCUCCGAGUGAUGUUGCUGAUGGUCCUACCAAAAGUCCGAUACCCGUGGAUCCAACCUCUGUCAGCCCCAUCCCGCCAAAUGAAACAGGGCGCCCUGAUAAUAGCACAUCAAAGAUUAGUUUAGACGGAAAGUGCAGUCCCGAUAUCUCGUGUACCGGAUCUAGUUUCGGCGAAUGUUGCAGCAUCAAUGGCUUUUGUGGGACAGGACCUGAAUGGUGUGGUCUCGGGAACUGUCUCUCUGGCGCUUGCCAGAAAGACACGAGCGGGAUAAGCUUUGAUGGAACUUGUGGGCCCCUGUUCCCUGCUAACAGGACUUGUGUUGGCUCAAAAUUUGGCGAUUGUUGUAGCACCUCUGGUUAUUGCGGCACCGGGCCCGGCUGGUGUGGCUAUGGAAAUUGCUAUUCGGGUGCUUGUGAUACCUCACUGGGUGGCGUGAGCUUGGAUGGAACCUGUGGUCCAAAGUUUUCAGGAAAUAUGACAUGUGUGGGGAGCGCAUUUGGAGAGUGUUGCUCAACGAGCGGAUUCUGUGGAACUUCAUCACAACAUUGCGGUAUUGCAACCUGCUAUUCUGGAAAAUGUGAAGCCAGUCCCAAGGAUGGCAACGAUAAGGACACGGAAGAUAAGGACAAGGGAGAGAAGGAAAUGGAAGAUAGUGAUAGGGGAGGUAAGGAGAAGGAGGAGAUGGAGGAGAAGGAGGAUGGUCGCACUGAAGACAAGGAAAAGGGAGGGAAGGGAGUAGACGGUAGGGAUAAGGGCGAACAGGAAGGGAGUGGGAGAAGGGGAGUCCAAGGACAUGGACGUCGGUGGGAUUAA
This is a messenger RNA of Paracoccidioides lutzii Pb01, 1734 nucleotides long. RefSeq lists its product as hypothetical. Bases 1 to 1734 code for a protein of 577 amino acids. The transcript has 9 exons. The record is from RefSeq and is a predicted model, not a curated record. Gene Ontology annotation, molecular function: chitin binding.